Cuscuta campestris is the source of this 2451-nucleotide messenger RNA. Lineage: Eukaryota; Viridiplantae; Streptophyta; Magnoliopsida; Solanales; Convolvulaceae. The record is from the annotation of a GenBank genome assembly.
CAAAAAACACGACGCUCGAAAAGCGCAAAUUCUUCAUUUUGUCUUCUACGCUUCCUCCACCGCCAUCGUAAUCCAGGAAUAGUGGCAAUCUGUUCUCCACCGGUAUCCGCGCCUCCAAGUCAUCUGGACACACGAUCUUUUGAACUGUUCUGCCAAACCGCCGGAAUAAUCUACUUUUCCGAUGGAAACCCACGGUAAUUCUCAAGAGGUUAUGGUGCCGCCCGUUGAAGGCAUUGCGGGAGGUGGCACUGCAUAUGGAUGGACAGAUUGCGAAGUUUAUGAUCCAACACCAUUAAGGGGUGUAAUUGAUCCUACUAGAGUUCCUACUUCAGAAUUGGUGCAUGUUUGGUGUAUGCCAAGUACAGCUAAUGUCGGGCCACAGGAUUUGCCUCAACACUUGGAGCCUAUAUCUCUUCUAGCGGCGAGAAAUGAAAGAGAAAGUGUCCAGGUUGCUUUACAUCCAAAAGUUUCGUGGGGUGGAUCUGGCAUUGCAGGAACUGUACAGGUUCAAUGCACAGACUUGUGCUCAUCUACUGGUGAUAGGUUGGUAGUUGGAGAGUCGUUGACAUCACGAAGAGUAGUACCUGUUUUGGGUGUUCCCGAUGCUCUUGUACCACUUGAUAUGCCAGUUUCAAAAUUAAACCUAUUUCCUGGAGAAACUGCAGUGGUCUGGAUUUCUAUUGAUGUUCCAAGUGCGCAGCCACCGGGGCAAUAUGAAGGGGAAAUCAUCAUUUCUGCUACCAAGACUAGUGCAGAAUCCAAUGCACAAUCCCUCAGUAAAACAGAGAAGUACCAACUUUACUCGGAACUUAGAAACUGCCUUGAUAUUGUAGACCCCAUAGAGGGAAAACCAGUGAAUGAAGUGGUAGAAAGAGUGAAAUCUGCAACUUCAUCUUUAAGAAGCAUUCUUCUGUCCCCAUCAUUUUCUGAUUUGUUUUCAGACAAUGGGUCCGUAGACAGGAUGGAUGAGGAUGUAGCAUCUAACCUUGCUAUUCGGUUGAAAAUAAGUUUGACAGUGUGGGACUUUAUUCUACCAGUUACACCUUCAAUCCCUGCUGUUAUUGGUAUAUCUGACACUGUAUUUGAAGAUCGAUUUGGUGUUGAACAUGGAAGUAAUGAAUGGUAUGAGAUUCUAGAUCAGCAUUUCAAGUGGCUACUGCAAUAUAGAAUUAGUCCAUAUUUCUGUAGAUGGGGUGACAGUAUGAGAGUUUUAACGUACACCUGCCCAUGGAAAGCUGAUCAUCCAAAAUCUGAUGAAUAUUUCUCUGAUCCUCGACUUGCUGCCUAUGCUGUACCACACAGCCCAGUAGUCAGAUGUGAAGAUACUGCAAAAGACUACCUACAAAGAGAAGUUGAGAUACUGAGAACAAAAUCUCAUUGGAGAAAAGCCUACUUCUACUUGUGGGACGAGCCUCUCAAUCUUGAACACUAUGAUGCUGUCCGAAGAAUGGCCAGAGAGAUUCAUGCCUACGCACCAGACUCUCGUGUUUUGACCACGUACUAUUGUGGCCCUAAUGAUGCACCUCUUGCUUCUAAUAAUUUUGAUGCUUUCCUGAAAGUUCCUGAGUUCCUACGGCCCCAUACACAGAUAUACUGUACAAGUGAAUGGGUAAUUGGUAACAGAGAGGACCUCGCGAAGGAUAUCAUUGCAGAAAUAAGACCAGAAAUUGGUGAGGAAUGGUGGACAUAUGUAUGUUUGGGGCCCACUGAUCCUCAUCCCAACUGGCACUUGGGAAUGCGAGGUACACAACACAGAGCAGUGAUGUGGCGUGUAUGGAAAGAAGGUGGAACAGGUUUCUUGUAUUGGGGUGCCAAUUGCUACGAGAAGGCAACAGUUCCUAGUGCUGAGAUUAAAUUCAGGCGCGGUCUGCCUCCUGGGGACGGAGUAUUGUUUUACCCUGGCCAGGUGUUCUCUUCUUCCAAGCAACCUGUUGCUUCAUUAAGACUAGAACGGCUUCUCAGUGGUUUACAGGACAUUGAAUACUUGAAACUCUACACAUCAAGAUAUGGUAGGGAGGAAGCACUCAACCUGCUGGAAAGGACAGGAACUUACUUUGGUCCCGAGCGUUACACACUGGAACACACACCCAUAGACGUCAUGCGGGGAGAGAUUUUCAGGACAUGCCGGUGAUAAAGUUGGUCUCUGUUUGGUUAUGAUGAAUGUGUUUUUUUUUGUGUGAACUCUGGCAAAGAUAGGCGCUAAACCGUUUGAGGUAAAGAAAUACUUGUGCUGUUAUGUUAUGCAUUCACUAUACGGCUGUGUCGGAUUGUACAAUUUUAUGGACUUUCCUAUAUGUUUGCAUGAACAUUUAUAUAAUGUUAUGAUAAGUUUUAUUUAAGGAGUAUAUUUUAUCAAUAUGCUUAGAGAAUGUUCAUUUAGGUGGUCGAAAUCUAUAAUUUUGAUAAAAGCUUGUGAUAAAAGCACUUCAUGAACAAAAAGUUUGUAUUCAU